Molecule: messenger RNA, 1478 nt
Organism: Prunus avium (sweet cherry)
Lineage: Eukaryota; Viridiplantae; Streptophyta; Magnoliopsida; Rosales; Rosaceae
Source: RefSeq, a predicted model, not a curated record
UGCCAUGUAAUGUUGGUUGAAAAACUCAACCAGCGCAACAUUUUAUACAUAAAGCCACCUCCUCCUCCUCCUCACUCGUCGUCACGAAAGCCUCGCAGGAUUUUUCUAGCUGUCUCUCAGAGGAGACUCUGCUAACCCUCUUCACUCGUCACCCGAGUUCACCAAAACGAUUCGUUUCAUUUCAGCUCUCCCGUUCUCAGAUCCUCACCAACCUCAACAGCAAUCUGAGAAUCAAAAUCCUCCCAAACCCUAAUCUUUUCCCUCUCCCAUUUCCGAUUUUGCCCUCCAGCUCGCGCCUGAGCUUCGUCACGAAACCGUAACUUCAAAAAACCUGCUGUUUGGCAACGCUCGGUAAGUCUAGACUUACGCUGGGUUAAGAAAUGGUGGGAGGCGGGAACAGAAAGGACGAGUCUGUGGUUCUGAAUAGCACCAACGUGUUUGCGGCGCUCGGGAGCUUGAAGAAGAAGAAGAAGUCCGAGAAGGGUUCCUCCAAGAGCUCGAAAAGCGGCACAGCUCAGAAUCCUGACGAGGCCGAAAAAGAGGUGUUUUGGGCCCCUGCGCCCCUCAACGUGAAAUCGUGGGCCGAUGUCGAUGACGAGGAUGACGACGACUACUAUGCAACUACAGCUCCGCCCGAAUUGGGCUGGGCCGGUGAGGAUUCAAAGGUGGCCAAGGAGACUGCGCAUGAAGCUGAGCAUGUGGAAGUCGGUGAACUGGUAAGUGAAAGCGAGGAGGAAGGUCUUGAUGAAGUUGAUGAUGUCGACGAGGAACAUGAAAAUGAACUUGAAGCACCAGUGGAAACUGAGCCACUUAAGAAGCCCCCUGAAGCUUCUCCAGCUCCUAAGGAUACUGAAAGGCAGCUUUCUAAGAAGGAACUGAAGAAAAAGGGGCUUGAAGAACUUGAAGCUGUUCUUGCCGAGCUAGGAUACGGUGCCAAAAGCGAGACCGGUGGCCAAGAUGAUUCCAGUGGUAUUGCACAAGAGAAGAAAGUAGAGAAUCUAAAUGGCGAGGUAGACAAGAAGGAGAAUGCCACCGGGGAGAGCAAAAGUGCAAAAAAGAAGAAAAAGAAGGAUAAGUCAAUGAAGGAGCCAAAAGAAUCCCCGGACCAGCCUGAUGGCAUCGAUGUUGCAGCAGCAGAUGACGAUGCUGGGACAGAGAAGGGAGAAAAUACAUCUGCUGGAGAUGUUAAAGAGCGGCUAAAGAAAGUGGCAUCUAUGAAGAAGAAGAAAUCAAGCAAAGAAAUGGAUGCAGCUGCCCGAGCUGCUGCAAGUGAAGCUGCUGCUAGGAAUGCAAGGCUAGCUGCAGCAAAGAAAAAAGAGAAGAACCAUUACAAUCAACAGCCGGUGCGGUAAGCCGGCUAUAGAUCUUUAGUUUUUGUUUCUUUGUUUUCUCUUUCUUCUAUAUGAACUUGUGCUCUUGUUUAUUUGUUGAAUGGAAAAAUAAACCUCGGGAACUGGUUUUGCGAACUUCACUUUUAA